This is a messenger RNA of Diuraphis noxia (Russian wheat aphid), 6495 nucleotides long. RefSeq lists its product as uncharacterized. Lineage: Eukaryota; Metazoa; Arthropoda; Insecta; Hemiptera; Aphididae. The record is from RefSeq and is a predicted model, not a curated record. Gene Ontology annotation, molecular function: protein binding. Gene Ontology annotation, cellular component: plasma membrane.
AUGCAAGUACGAAGAUUUAUAUUCCUAUGCGGUGUGUUAGGCACGAUCAAUUAUGGUUUUGGCUGUCAGUUAUCUGAGUUUAUGUGCGAUACGGGUUAUUGUGUGUCCUUGGACAAAUUUUGUAAUGGUAACGAUGACUGUGGUGACAAAUCAGAUGAACCACCAUAUUGUUCACCUUGCAACCGGACAUAUCACGGUGAGGUCGGCCGGACUUACGAGCUGGAGGUUAGAAGGCCCAGGGAAGACAGAUUGCCAUUCUUGUGCUACUUGAACUUUACCGCGGCCGGUGGCAAGUWCGGCGACAUAAUCCAGUUGACGUUUAACACGUUCACUGUGGGCAGAUUCGUUUCGUACACGUUGGAUGGAUGUCCAGAUGGAUACAUGUCCAUCAGAGAAUCUCAAUUGCCAGACACCGGUGGUCAGUGGUGUGGCAGUGCAUGGGGCUUUACCGUUUAUUACAGCGAAACUCGGUCAAUAAACCUGACUCUCACACUAUCCAAACUCUCCGAACAAGGCAUUGGUUACAAUUUCGAUUUCAAAUUAUCAUACAAAUAUUUGAAAAAGAGCGACGCACACCUCCGAUACGGGAAUAGUACCUUCCAAACGUGGCGAGGACAGAUGAUCACAGGAAGCUACUGCGACAGGAUACUCGAUCAGUGCGAUCGUAAACUCUGCAGAGUUCAGUCACCCAAUUUCCCGGGAGCUUACCCAAGAAACGUCACUUGCUAUUAUAGGAUAGAACAGAGAACGGCCCCAAAAUCUAAGCGGGCCCUGAUUGUGGUCAGACAGCCAAAUGCACACAAAAUUCAUAUUAAAGACCAAGUCAUAAACUACGACCGAAGUCAACGUACACUCAGGGUUUGGGACCAGUGCAAUGUAAUUCAAGACUAUUUGACUGUGUACGACGGAUCGUUGGCUACUGACCCCGUACUGGUGAGGCUGUGUGGUGGUGACGCGGUACCGGAUAUCGUAAGUUCCGGGCCCAAUAUGCUGUUGGAAUUCCACACUUCCGCAUUCGAUAACCCAUUCCAUCCGGUACCACUCAGCUACUUGCCAGGAUUUGAGUUAGACGUGGAGAUACUGUUCGUCGACAACAAAUCCCCCAGCUACGCCAAGAACACCAGUCAGUGUGAGUUCUUCAUCAAACCAUUCAACAACACCAACUGGGGGCUGUUGGAUAGCCCCAGGCACUCGUUGCCACCAAACACGUCUUGCAAAUAUCACUUUCAAGGUUCUAGUCACCAAACAGUCUGGCUGUCUUUCAUCAAGUACCAUGCGGCCAGUACUGAUCCAAAUGCUUAUCACCUGAGCAACGAAUGCAACGCCAGACUCCGAAUUUGGGACAAAGUCAGAUCGUCAAAAACCAAAAAGUCCGAGUCGGUACUAAUGGGUGAGUUCUGUAAGGAGCAAGACCUACCGCGGCUUUGCGACCAUGCGUUAUUGGGCAAUGACACCAGACACGUGCGGCCGUGCGCRGCUAAGGAAUCAUACACAUCAUCUGCGGACGAAUUGACGGUGGAGAUCUACCUGAAACAGGGCUCRGUACUGUUUCCUCUCCAGUUCCUGCUGAGGUACGAGUUCGUGGAUCAGUCGGCGGAUCGGCGACAGGGGCCCGGGGAUGCGGGUCCAGCGGCGUGCAGCCGGAUGUUCGCCACCGGUUCCGGGUAUUUCGGGUCACCGAAGAACGUAUUCUUCUACGGACGAGGUGGCCGCCGGAACUUAACGUGUGUGUUCCGGUUUGUUCCCGGAUCACCCGAAGAACGGGUCCGGGUGAAAGUGUCCCAGAUUCACUCGGUCAGCACGGCGUGUACAACCGAGACGGAUGCCAGGACGGACCGAUUUCGGUGCGUGUACGGCAGCGGAAGCGGUGCGGACGCGAGCGUGGAUGGCGUAGGCGGAUCCAGGGACGACGUGACUCAGGCCCGGGUGACGAUCACUCACUACCCGUGGCCGGACAUCGAACUUCCGGUGGGCUGCGCGUGCUCGGAACUACGUAAGCCGUUUACGUUCGAAUCGUAUCCCGGCGCUGCGGUUCGCGUUGAGUUCGCCAUACGCGACAUGAACGUGACGCAGGACCACCGGGACUUUGGAUUCUCGGCUGAGUACGCGUUCGUCAAAGCAUCGYUGGUGGACAGAAAUGCAUGCCAAGACGCYCGCCAGCACCGGCACCUCCGCGGUCCGGGUGGCAUCAUCGACCUGAUCGGCAUGUCAUCCACCGGUGGCCGCCGGCCAGUACCGAGCGCGUGCGCCGAUUUCCCGUGGCUCAUAGGCCCGGCCACGGCUGACAGCAGCAUGUUGCGCACCGGUGGCUUCGUGUACAUGAAGUUACGUGGCUACGAAAUCCAACGGUGGCGCACCAAUUCGUUCAUGUGUCCGACCAGGAAUCGGGUAGUGGUGUACACCGGGGCGGGUGACGGGCCUAAAACCGCUAGAGUCAUAUGCCCGUACGACACGGGGGCCACCUACAACGCGCUCCGCGGCUCGUACGAAGUAUUUUCGCCCGGUUGGGCAGAACCGCUGACCGGCGCCGAACAGCUGCAGCCCAAUUCAAAAACGGUGGCCAUCGAGUUCUUGAACCGCGAGUACGGUGCAUACGCCGUCACCUGGAUGGAGGUGUCCAAGAUGCCACUUAUCAUGCCGUCCACCAACGUAUACGCCAUGUCGUCAAACGUUCACCCGGAAUGCGCUUACAGGUGUCCGGAACUAAACGCGUGCAUCAGCUCGCAGUUUUGGUGCGACGGCGAGACGCACUGUCCGAUGGGCUUCGACGAGGACCCGGCCAAUUGCGCGAGCCGGAGCGGUGUGAACCUAAUGUACGUGGGCGUGCUGGGUGGCACGGCGGUGGUGCUGUUCACGGUCACCGUCGUCACGGCUGUAGUGUGCCUACGGUGCAAGGCCAACAGGUCGCGGCGAGCCGAGGACGACCGACGGCGGGCGUCACAGAAGGGCUCGGGCUCCGUCGACCCGAUGAUGUGCGCGGUCGACCGGGCGCACUACGACAAGCGGUUUCUGGAACAAAACGGCGGAGGUGGCGUCAUCGGAAACUCGCUGGGCAAGCGGUAUCCAUCGUCUUCAGACGACCUGUAUCUGGAGUGUAAACAGGACAGCAUAUGUUGACGAAACGACGGCGACGAUGAACGCCUUCGAGUCGAGACGACCGUCUGACCACCCAAACCCAGCCAAACAACCCAACAGCGGUCGCGUUUGGUAUGAACCGCGAUCGUUGAGUAAAYAUAUUUUACGUCUACCUGAACAGCGGCCUAUACUGAACGAGACGGACAUAGGCAUUAUGGUGCACUAMGUUCCACUUUGUUUUUGACAGUCAUAUUUGUAUAUAAUAUACCUAAAAUAGGAAAAUCGUUCAUAAGAACAACUCUGCAGGUCAGCGAACGCGUUCGGAUUGAAUAAUAUUGAUCAUCGUAUGUCGGUACAAUAUUGCAAUUAUUAUUAUACUCGCAGCACACUUGCCCGAACGCGCUUAUCCGAUCGUGUGAUGUCGACCGUGCAAGUUUAUCGUUAACGCCCUUCUCCUUCUCCUCCUCCCCCCUCCUUCUCCACCAUCCCCACCUGAACUUUGUCAUGUUAACUAUUUCUACUGCAUUCGAUGAUACCGUGAUGACCGUCUGUUUCCCAAACACCGCUUAUAGCGAUAUAAUAAUAUUAUAAUACCUCUGCAGACACACUCGUUACCGACCACCUUUCACUGUAACGAUAUAUUAUAAUUAUCAUCAUCAUCAUUGUACAGGUAUUUACAGACAUUUACCAUGGUAUACGCGUGUACCAGUUCGGAAUACCGUUUUAAAUAAACCACCUUCGUGGUAUGCGCUGCAUACCGUCAAACCACAGGAAUCCGACUUGUGCAUAUCCACCCUCACCACUCUCGCCGAAUUGCUAUAUCGUUUAUAUUUUUCCCUUUUGUAAUAAUUUACCUUUACUUACACCACUCGCAGACGCACGCACGUGCGUAUAUACAAGUCGUUUCAUAAAAGAGAGUAGCCACGAAAAAACUAUUUCAUACAAUAUUAUAUAUAAUAUUUCAAUAUAAUAAUCUGCAAACGCUCGGUGACGUACAAAAUACUAUAGAUUAGCCACCCACCUAUACGAAUAUUUAAAAAGGUCUAUUGUCCUGUAAGAGGCGAUUAUCGGGGUUGUGUAAUUAUUAUUGGCAUGGGUGGGAGUGUUUGGACAAUAAUGCUCGUCUCUGUCAACUCUUGCAUUUUUCACGUUACUGUAGUACCACACUGUCGUUGGUCGCGUUUAUUUAUUCUGACAAAAUUGACAAAAUUAUUAACUAUACCAUAAAUAUCUCCUUACCACCGUACAGAAAUCGUCACGAUAAAAUAAUAAUGCCGCCUAAGAUAAAUCGCAUCGAUUUAGUCUUCAUUUCGUUCGAACAGGGUUGUCGUUAAAACUAUCAUAUAAGUUCAUAGGAAUGUGAAAAAAUGCGAGUGCUUGAUAAAUGAAUAAUUUAAAAAAGUGCGUGAACCKAGUGGAAAAUACACAAUUGCAUAAUUUAUACAGUGUUAUCAGUCAAAAUAAUUAUACUCAUACUAUUUCAAAAAACUCAGAUUAGGAGCUGCUUGCCAGUUUCGAACAUGAAAAUAUAAGUAAUCAAAGUAUAAUUGGUCUGUAUUUAUAGCCAUUAACAUAUAUUACCACUAUUUCAAAAAUAAUGUAUUACAAUACCGUAUAAGUCAUUUGAUUUCUAAUACUAUAAAUAUAGUUUUAUUAUGGCAAUAAAAAUGAAUUUAUGAUAAAUACAGUCUAUAGGCUGAUCUGAAACGUCUUAUCGUUAAACGUAACGGUGAAAUGUAAAAACCUAAGUUAUUACUAUUAUUAUCCUUUUCAAAAACAAAAUCUAAUUAAACUUUUAUGACGUUUAUAAAAAUUGGCAAAUCUUCUUUAAGACCUUGCGGUGUGAUAAUUUUKWAUUUUAAUGUUAAGUUUGGUUUAAUAUAAUUUUAUAUUUUUAAUUCUCGUGUUAUUAAGUGCAUAGUAAAGUAUGACGUAAACGAUAUUAUGGUAUUCCUUGCACGAGAAGCGGUGAAAAAAUUCUGCCUUUCGUAAUAGAUUAAUUAUGCUGUAGGUACAACGUGUAUUCGGAUAAUAUUUAGUUCUUACCAUUUAUUUAGUAGAAAAUAUUUUUCCAUUCUUUGGGGGAUAAAUCCGUUUGAAUAUUGAUAGACAUGCCAAAAUUUAUUAUAUUACCUAACCUCUAGCAAUAACGCAAACUUGCCAAGAAUGUAAAAUAUUGUAAAGUCCCGUCGUAUAUUUAAAUAAUAAAAUAUAUUUUGAUACAAAAUAUUCUAUAUAGCAUGUCUGUUUUGUAAAUGAUUGUUGUUCAAAAACCAUCUAUAAAACGUUUAGUGACUUUAAAAAUCAAAAAUAAUUUUUAUGUUUUAAAUAAAUACUCUUGAAAAAGAAACAAUACAAUAUUAUUUACUGAUAGCAUAAAAUAACGACGAACGUCAUUGUUACAUCGAUCCUAUAUUUAAUUAAAUUUUCUCAAUAAGUUAUUUUAAUUUAAUUUUUGGUUAGCUCCGAUAUAACAUUUAAAAUAAACCCCAUAAACUUUAAAUGGGUAAUUACAAAACUGUAUAAUUGCGUUAUCUCGUGUACUCUUAUAACUUAAAAGUCAAGAGACUCAAAAUGACUGAAUAAUUCAUUCAUACGUUUAUUAAUCUAUUGUAUACUAUGAAUUUGUUGUUAAUAAUUGUUACCUAUGUUUAAAUAUUAUAUUUAUUAUUUCAAGUCAUUGCGGAAAAAAAUAUACAUAAAAUCCCUGAACAAAAAGGUUGUGUUAGUUGAUUGCAAAAAUUGGAUAUUUACUAAAACGUAGAAAAAUGGUUUUAUUGUUGUCUGAAAAUAUAUUAGUAUAUUGUAACAAAUUAUAAAUAAAAAAAUUAUAAUACUGGUUUUUUUUAAACUCAAUAAGUAUACUUGCCUGAGUUUUAAUAACCAAAUACAUUUUCUGACUAGCAUUUUAAAAUAUAUAUAUACCUAUUAUAAAUACUACAUUAUACUCUUUUAAUAAUUAGUAUUAUAAGUGACGUGGUAAACGGUAAUUUCAGAGGCAAUUGUCUAUGAGAUUUUUCUUGAAUAAAAAAUAGAAGGGUGGGGGUAGCUAUUGGGUCUCCUAGUAAAUGUAAUAUACUAAUAUGAAAUACUCAAUAAGUAGUCAAUAAUGAUCUGAAAUAUAAUUAGUUAUAUUAUAUUAAUAUAUUACUAUGCAUCAAUACUUGGGAUAUUUGUAACUUGCCUCUGGAAAAUGUUCAGUUCACCACGCCACUUCAGUAAUACUAUAUUAUAUACUCGUAUAUAAUUAUGAAAUAUGUACCGAUAAUAUAUUUUCGAUUUCCUGGURUAUUAUCGAACUUUUAUAACUGUAUCAAAUAAAUCUAAAAUAAUUUUAAAACGUCUAUGGAUUUUGUAAAAAAAAAUAUUAAAUGCUUAUGAUAAGAUUACAUAAUUAUCGAUAAAAUUCAACGUGUAUUC